Molecule: messenger RNA, 1946 nt
Organism: Plodia interpunctella (Indianmeal moth)
Lineage: Eukaryota; Metazoa; Arthropoda; Insecta; Lepidoptera; Pyralidae
Product: sodium-coupled monocarboxylate transporter 1-like
Exons: 14
Coding region: 71-1873 (600 amino acids)
Biological process (GO): transmembrane transport; sodium ion transport
Cellular component (GO): membrane
Molecular function (GO): symporter activity
Source: RefSeq, a predicted model, not a curated record
UGACCAUGUGCCAUUCAAGUGGGUGCCUUGGGAGACUCUAGUUAUGAUAUCGUAUCAGUACUAAGACGACAUGGAGAUCGCGGAGGUCAACAGUAUGGUGCAUCAGAUGCAGAAGUUUACCUGGGUGGACUAUCUGGUGUUCGUGUUUAUGUUGGCGAUUAGUGCAGUGGUGGGCGUUUACUGGGGUUUCUUCAAGAAACAAAGCACGCAGAAUGAUUAUCUCCUCGGAGGGAGGAAUAUGAAGGUGGUUCCAGUUGCUAUGUCACUUGUAGCGAGUUUCGUGUCUGGAAUAACAUUGCUGGGAUCGCCCACGGAAGUUUACAUGCACGGGACGCAAUACGCGUUCAUCAUAGCAGGAAUUUUCCUGAUGUCAAUUUUCAUGACUCAAGUUUAUCUACCAGUUUUCCAUGAGCUCAAGAUUACUUCUAAUUAUGAGUACUUAUCACUAAGAUUCGACAACAGGGUGCGACUAUUCGGUUCAAUUUUGUUCGCCUUUACUUUGAUAGGUUGGCUGCCAAUUGUUAUUUAUGUUCCAGCCCUGGCUUUCAAUCAAGUUACUGGUGUCGAUAUACAUGUCAUUACUCCCAUUGUUUGUGUGGUCUGCAUUUUCUACACUUGUGCUGGAGGCCUUCAAGCUGUAGUCUGGACAGACGUAAUUCAAAUAACUGCCAUGUUUGGUGCUAUGGCCCUGGUUGCUGUCAAGGGAACUAUGGAUGUAGGUGGUUUCGGUAUUGUAUGGCAACGCAACAUGGACAGUGGCCGUAUUGAAUUACCUAAUUGGGAUCCCAAUCCCUUAUCGCGGCAUACUAUUUGGUCUCUGGUGGUUGGUGGAGUGGUGUACUGGUUACAAGCGAAUGCAGUCAACCAGACUAUGGUACAGCGAUAUUUGGCCUUACCGACAUUACGAGGAGCAAAAUGGGCAGUCUUCCUAUUUUGUAUUGGAUUAUCAAUUCUUUAUUGUUUCUGCAUUUACUGCGGACUAUUGAUUUAUGCUCGAUUCUAUAAUUGUGAUCCGUUGCAAACUAAGCUAGCAAAAGCGAAGGACCAACUGUUACCGCUACUAGUAAUGGACAUUCUAAGCGAUAUCCCAGGAUUGCCUGGAGUUUUUGUAGCUGGAAUAUUUAGUGCUGCACUGAGUUCCUUGUCAACGAGUUUAAAUUCAAUGUCUGCCGUGGUUCUAGAAGACUUCUACAAGCCAUUCAAUAGAAAACCCCUGACUGAUCGACAAUCCAAUUGGUUGAUGAAAGGAGUUGUGGUGCUAUUGGGCGUUUUAUGUGUAGCCCUAGUGUUUAUUGUCGAGAAAAUGGGGACGAUUCUGCAGUUGACUAUGACUUUAGAAGCCAUGACGAUGGGGCCUCAAUUUGGAGUAUUUACCAUGGGAAUUCUCAUGCCAUGGGUGGAUGCUACGGGUGCGUUAGUAGGUGGUGCGACGGGGUUAGCAGCAAUGACGUGGUGGUGCCUCAGCGCACAGAUGGCGAUCGCGCGCGGAGAGAUCGUGCAUACGCAUAAGCCCCUCAGUACUGAUGGCUGCACGUACAACUACACCUUGGAGGAGACUAGCAAAGCUACUGUUGAUAUUAGUGACGUAAACCCAAUGUUGAGGGUGUCCUAUAUGUGGUACACAUUAGCCGGGGCGUUGGUGACAAUCUGUGUGGGGGCCAUCGUGUCCCGCGUCAACCGGGCCAGGGGCAAGGCUCAUGUGCCCUCAGCCCCUAAAUUGCUGGCCCCGCAACUACGAAGGCUCUAUAGAGAGCCCCCACAUCCUACCGACGAGACGUAUAUACGAGCUUAUGGGAAUAACAAGGAAGCCUGUCAAACAAAUUCUACCUCAAUAAACAUGAAGCCAAUCAACGAAUGUGAAGAAGUUAGUUGAGGAGGUCGAAGCCAAAAAUAUUAUCAGUUCUGUUCAUGCCAAAGAGAAUUUUAAUAAAUAAAAACCUUUGCAA